AUGGUAUCGAUCGAUUUCAGCGGAGUUUGCUGGUAUCUUGUUUCCGCCGUAUCUGUCAGCAAGCUGAUUGCUUUCGUGUUGUCGUUUGUGAUUACCGUACUCUUGACCCGAUCGACUCAGCUCGGUUUAGCCGCCAUUUUGUCCAUGUUUGUCUCCCAGUCAAACGACGUUGCCCUUGGAUACCCUGUCCUCAAAGCACUAUAUCCGGACCUGGCCAGCUACAUCUAUCUGUUUGCCCCAAUUCAGUUGGUCGUCCUUAACCCGUUCGCUUAUUUUGUCCUUGAGUGGUACCAAGCAAAGCAAUUGGAACAAGAAGCAGCUCAAAGUCUGUUGGAAGCUCCUGCCCACGAAAAAAUCAAUCAAUCAAUCACGAAAACAAAAGGCCGUUGCCAUGGACUAUUUUUCUAUUUCCGUUCGAUAGUGCUUAUGAGCAUCAAUCAGGCGAGAAACACUCUUGUAACGGUAUGCUGGCGUGUCAUACUCAAUCCUCUGUUUUUCAUGACGGUUAUUGGAGUCGUGCUCAACUUUAUCCUUAAACACGAGAUCCCUUAUUAUGUGGAUGGUCUGUUGAAAAUUAUUGCCGAGUCCUUUGCAGCCACUGCUCUGUUCACUCUGGGUUUCGGCAUGGUCGGAAAAAUGAGCACGAUUACGCAACGUGAACUCUACAUCUUGGCCGCUAUUCUCCUAUCCAAACUGUGGGUUCUGUCAUGA
This is a messenger RNA of Echinostoma caproni, 711 nucleotides long. The record is from the annotation of a GenBank genome assembly. Lineage: Eukaryota; Metazoa; Platyhelminthes; Trematoda; Plagiorchiida; Echinostomatidae.